CUGGAAGUGUUGACAAUUCUGAGCCCAAAAAAGAAAUAUUUUCAGAAAUAGAGUCCUUAUCAUAUAUAGUAAUACGUGUUUCUUACUUGAUUCAGCUGUUUCAGUUGACUUGAAUUCAACUCUUUAACCAGAUCGAGAGAGUGUUUUGAUCGGUUCUUGAUUCUGCAACUUUGAAAUUUAUAUAGUAUUCAUAUGCUCCAGAGCUAGAAAUGGUUAUGUUAUACUUAAAUCAACUCUCGACCUGUUUCCUCCUUACCUUAGUCACCACAAUUCCAUCAUCUUACAGCUUUUUGUUUGAAGGUGAGAGUAUAAAUUGUGAAGCUGCUUACAACUGUGGAAAUAUACAUGGUGUUAAGUAUCCUUUCUGGGGAGGUAGUGCGCGACCAAGACCAUGUGGCCGAGACGAUUACUUUCUUGAUUGCAAAGAUAAUCUGUCCUCUUUACCUGUUCCUUUCUUAUCACGAAGAAAAUACGUCGGCUAUCAACCUUCAAAAUUUCGUGUACUUACAAUUAAUGAAUCCUCAACUCGAAUGAGGAUUGUGCAUGAUAAUCUUUGGCUUAACGUUUGUCCAAAAUCUUCUUCUUUGUCCAAUCUCAACAAGUACAACACCACCUUAAUCAACGGUCUCAGGUACAUCCCUGGAACUAGAUUUAUAAACAUAUUCUACGGCUGCAAUCCUGAGGUUCUGUCACAGGUGCAGCUGCCAAGCAAUAUUAAUUGUUCUGUGAUAGGAACAACCAACACUGGUGUUUUCUUUGCUGAUGAAAUUGUUGGAAAUUAUGUUAAAGGAUGUUCUUUCAGUAUUAUGGUUCCUCUUGUUUCUACUGCUUAUACGCAACUGUGGGACGCAACUCUAAAGCUGCAGGAGGCUGUGAAUGAGGGGUUUGAAGUGGAUUAUAGUGAUGCCUCAGGUAGCUGUUUGGCUUGUCAAGAUUCAGGAGGGAUAUGUGAAUUUGAUAACGAGUUUCGUUGUUGUUGUGGAGAUACAACUCUUCCUUUUAUCUGUCCAGUUGAUGAAAAGUUAGUUUUGAUGCAACCAAACACUAAUUUUGCAAGAAAGAUUCAUUUACUCAAGUUGACAACAGGAAUUUCAGUUGCUGGAAUUGGGAUUUUAAUCUUCUUUGGAAUAAUGUACGCACAAUAUAGAAAAUCAUUCAAGAAGUGCAUAAGACUAAUCAACGGCAAAACAGAAGAUCAGAGUCUAGAGGCCUUACUUAAGCAAUAUGGAUCACUGGCAACAAAGAGAUACAGCUAUAGGGAAAUCAAGAAAAUGACACACGGAUUCAACGAUAAGCUUGGUGAAGGAGGUUAUGGAGGGGUUUACAAAGGUAUUCUUGCUAACGGCCGUGUUGUUGCAGUAAAGAUUCUGAAAGCAACUAAAGGUGAUGGAGAAGAAUUUAUCAAUGAGGUUGCAAGCAUCAGUCGAACAUCCCAUGUUAAUGUCGUGUCUCUUUUGGGAUAUUGUGUUGAUGGGAGAAAAAGAGCUCUUAUUUAUGACUUCAUGCCAAAUGGAUCCCUAGAAAAAUACAUAUAUAGUGAUGGCUCUCACUUGGGACUGCAAAGAUUGUAUCAAAUUGCAGUUGGAAUUGCAAAAGGAUUGGAAUAUCUGCACCGGGGAUGCAACACAAGAAUUUUGCAUUUUGACAUAAAGCCUCACAAUAUACUCCUUGAUGAGGAAUUCUGUCCUAAAAUAUCAGAUUUUGGUUUGGCUAAACUCUGCACAAGGAAAGAAAGCAUUGUAUCUAUGUUAGGAGCACGAGGGACGAUUGGUUAUAUUGCUCCUGAAGUAGUCAGUAGGAGUUUCGGAGGAGUCUCACACAAGUCUGAUGUCUAUAGUUAUGGAAUGAUGGUUCUAGAAAUGGUCGGAGGAAGAAAAAAUGUGAAAGAAGACGUAAGCCAUACAAGUGAGAUAUAUUUUCCUUACUGGGCGUAUCAGCACGUUCAGCUAGACGAUGAGCUGAAACUUCAAGGGAUUAUAAACAAAGAAGAAGAAGAAACUGCAAGGAAGAUGAUAUUAGUAGGUUUGUGGUGCAUACAAACCGAUCCAGCAGUAAGGCCAUCGAUGAGCAAAGUUAUUGACAUGUUAGAAGGUAACUUGACAUUAGAAGUACCACCAAAACCUUUAUUAUGUACUCCUUAUUGUUCAGGAAGACAUUCUUUGAGCGCGCAAGGAAUGCCCCUUAAAGCCUUCUUGAUUUCUCCUUCAAGUUCAGCUCUUAGUUCUUCUGAAGCAUCUACUAUUUUAUAGUCCUUCAUAUAUUUUCAUGGCUGCCAAUGAAGAAACUUUCUACAAGAGUUCUAAUGAACUUCAAUUUGUGUCUGUAAUUAUGAGUUUUUGACUUGAAUAAUCCACCGUGAAAUAUAUGUAUUUCAGUAUAUUGUA
Molecule: messenger RNA, 2384 nt
Organism: Nicotiana tabacum (common tobacco)
Lineage: Eukaryota; Viridiplantae; Streptophyta; Magnoliopsida; Solanales; Solanaceae
Product: LEAF RUST 10 DISEASE-RESISTANCE LOCUS RECEPTOR-LIKE PROTEIN KINASE-like 2.4
Biological process (GO): protein phosphorylation
Molecular function (GO): ATP binding; polysaccharide binding; protein kinase activity
Source: RefSeq, a predicted model, not a curated record